Vanessa tameamea is the source of this 1789-nucleotide messenger RNA. Its product is annotated as G-protein coupled receptor Mth2-like. Gene Ontology annotation, biological process: G protein-coupled receptor signaling pathway; cell surface receptor signaling pathway. Lineage: Eukaryota; Metazoa; Arthropoda; Insecta; Lepidoptera; Nymphalidae. Gene Ontology annotation, cellular component: membrane. The record is from RefSeq and is a predicted model, not a curated record. Gene Ontology annotation, molecular function: G protein-coupled receptor activity. Bases 218 to 1444 code for a protein of 408 amino acids. The transcript has 8 exons.
UUUAAACCCUCAGUCGACUCUCGGUGUCAUCGAGGUCAGCAUGCGCCGGCGCUCGUGUCGUGAGCAGACGCACGUAAAAUAUAUUUUUAUCUCAUUCAACCGUGUUAUUUUACGACAACCGUUAUUUACACGUUAAUAUAUAAGUAUUAGCGAAUAUAUCCUAAAAAAGUGUAUAAGUGAUAAGUGACUGAUAUUUUUUUUUUAAAAUAAAUCGAAGAUGAAAUUAUUUCUAGUUUUUGCGAUAUUUACUCUCGUUGCGGGUGAUCCCGAAGGAUCUUUUUGCUGUAAGCCGAAUCAGGGUGUUUUGGAUGUCGACGAACACAACUGUUUGGAUAUUAAACGUAAUAUAACAACACCAAUAAAACUUGAAUGUGAAAACGUGGUUUCGAUAUCGACAUCGGUGCUAAACUUUAGUGUCACUGAUGAAGGCUUUUUGAUCAUAUUGAUGGACGAUACGGAACCACAAGUCGAUAAAGACAGCUUCUGCGUUGCGAAUGAAACAGCUAACAGUUCUGAAAGACUUUUAGUACUGUGUGCGGAUCAGGAUGAAGUUAUUGUUGAUGAUAAAGUUUUAGGAUACUGUAUGCUGGUGUCUGUUAUAUUUCUGAUCCUGACAGCCGUCGUAUAUUGUUUGCUGCCGGAGAUGAGGGAUAUUCAAGGGAAAAGUAUAAUAAACUUUUGUCUAAGUUCAGCAAUCGGAUUCGGCGUUUUGUCAUUUAUGAAGUUAUUCGAAUACUCAGAUAUGAAUCUAUGCGCUGCAAGAGGUUUCUUAGUAUAUUUCUUUUUAAUCGCGAGCUUCUUUUGGACGAAUGCAAUUUCCGUACAAAUUCUUCUUAAUAUAAGACGACCAGCUACCUCGGAUUACGGCUGGAAACCUUUCAUAUGGUACGCCCUAUACGCUUGGGGUAUUCCUGUCAUCUUAACCGUUUGUAUGGCCAUCGUCAACUUCCACCCGGGACGGCACCCGAAACCUGGUAUCGGAUUAAAUACGUGCUGGUUUUAUACUAAAAAACAACAGUGGCAGUACAUGUACAGCGUGAUGACGAUCCUCAUCUUGACUAAUAUCGGUAUAUUUUUGUACAUAUCGAUACAUCUUUGCUGUAAUUCCUUCGCCUCGAGUCACAUAAAGGCAUUAAAAUACAAACUUCUAAUGACUGUCCGACUAUUCAUAGUGAUGGGACUGCCGUUCGUUUUCGAAAUGAUCAGUUCGCUAUUCAAACCUCACAUAGUAUGGGUCGUGAUUGACAUAUUUAACACUCUACAAGGACCGUUAAUUUUCUUGAUACUGGUCGUAUUUCGACGUAAAGUUAUAAAGGCAAUGCACAAGAGAGGCUGGUUGGACUGUAUGUCUAAUAUGGUAGAGCGCCAUCUAGCGAUCGGCAACGAUGAAGAGGACAUCGUACACCACACAGAUGUCGCUCUCGAUGAGAGGACAGCUAUCUAGUCUUACAAAUAUCAAGAAAUAUGGAUAAAAAUAUAACAUGGUUCUUAAUACUAUGUACGUAAGAACUAAUAUCGAAUAUAUUGUACAAAUACGUAAUGUUUCGUGUGCAAAGUUAUUUUUUUGUACACAGUUAGCGUGUAUGAGUCAGAACUAUUUACUCAUUAAGCGUUUUAAACUGACAAUAAUUUUCACCUUAAAUAGGAAUGAUUUCUUGGAAUCUCUCCGGUGACACAUGACGGGAAGUGUAGUAAAUACGAACUCUAUAAUUAUGCCGUAGUUGAAUGACGUUAACGCUUAAUAUUAUUACUAUACGUAUAUCCAUAUGAAUAUUAAUGAGAAUUAAUU